Messenger RNA from Onychostoma macrolepis, 2127 nucleotides. It is a transcript of the gene dnajb12b, whose product is annotated as DnaJ heat shock protein family (Hsp40) member B12b. NCBI's taxonomy places the organism in Eukaryota, Metazoa, Chordata, Actinopteri, Cypriniformes, Cyprinidae. Gene Ontology annotation, molecular function: Hsp70 protein binding. Bases 144 to 1250 code for a protein of 368 amino acids. The transcript has 9 exons. Gene Ontology annotation, biological process: cellular response to misfolded protein. Gene Ontology annotation, cellular component: endoplasmic reticulum membrane. The record is from RefSeq and is a predicted model, not a curated record.
AACGAGCGCCACCUGCAGGAACCACACGACGCGGCGUCUCAUAGGAAACCGUUAUUAUUAUUAUUAGCCGACAGCAUUCGCAGCUCAAUGGUGCGCUCUCCGUGUGUUGAUUAAAUCAUCUGGCGUUUCUAAGUAGCUCAGUGAUGGAGGUGAACCGGGAUGAAGCGGAGCGAUGCCUCGAGAUCGCGAUCGGAGCGCUGGAGAACGCGCAGCCGGAGAAAGCGCGCAGGUUCCUGGAGAAAGCGCAGCGGCUUUUCCCGACGCGCAGAGCCCAGGAGCUGCUGGCGUUUCUGGAGCAGAACGGCGAGGCGUCGUCUCAGAGCCACGCCGCAGGAGCCGCUGAUGCCACAGAAGCUCGUCAGCGCAGGUCUGGGGUCAGCAGUAACGGAGCAGCACCUGUCGACUCCACUAAACCCUACACACCCGAGCAGGCCGAGGCCGUCAGAAGAAUAAAGCAGUGCAAAAACUACUAUGAGACUCUUGGCGUGCAGAAAGAUGCUUCUGAAGACGACCUUAAGAAAGCCUACAGAAAACUGGCAUUAAAGUUUCACCCUGAUAAGAAUCACGCUCCGGGUGCCACGGAGGCGUUUAAAGCCAUAGGAAACGCAUAUGCAGUUCUGUCUAAUGUGGAAAAGAGACGGCAGUACGAUCAGUUCGGAGAGGAGCGCAGCGGCUCGGGCCGAUCCAGCCAGACCAACGACACACACUUCGAGGCCGAUAUUUCACCUGAGGAUCUCUUCAACAUGUUCUUCGGAGGAGGCUUCCCUUCUAGUAAUGUUCACAUGUACAGUAAUGGACGGAUGCGCUUUAAUCAGAAUCAUGCCGAGAGAGGAGAACACAGAGGGGGCGGUCUUGCUCUUCUCAUGCAGUUGAUGCCCAUCCUCAUCCUCGUCAUCGUCUCAGCGCUCAGUCAGAUGAUGGUGACCAACCCACCCUACAGUCUCAGCUUCAGACCGUCAGCGGGUCACACACACAAGCGCGUGACGGAGAAUCUGGGCGUGACGUUUUAUGUGAACGAGCGUUUCUCUCAGGACUUCAGCGGCGCGAAUCUGAAACGAGUGGAGAGCAGCGUGGAGGACGACUACAUCUCCAACCUCAGGAACAACUGCUGGAAAGAGAAACAACAGAAGGAGGGUCUGCUGUACCGUGCGCGGUAUUUCGGGGACAGUGAUCUGUACCAGCGGGCUCAGCGGAUGGGAACCCCGAGCUGCUCUCGGCUGUCUGAGGUUCAGGCAUCUUUACACGGAUAGAUGAAGCAUCCCUGCACUACCUGGUUCCAAAAACAAUCUCUCCAGUCUGGAAUAUGGAAGAACGCCAUACGGAUUGUAAAUACAUUUGUUCGAAAAACAGGGCUGAGCAUUGCAGCAACUACUGAACUUGACUAGAAAGACUUGCUGAGGGCUGAAGGUGUGUGUGUGUGUGUGUGUGUGUGUGUGUGUGUGUGUGUGUGUGUACAUGCAUGCAUGCUAAGGACCAUGUACGUGAGCAAAUGUGUUUGUGUGUGUGUGUGUGCGUGUGUACAUGCAUACUAAGGAUUGUGUGUGUGUGUGUGUGUGUGUGUGUGUGUGUGUGUGUGUGUGUGUGUGUGUGUGUGUGUGUGUGUGUGUGUGUGUGUGUAUGUGUGUGAAAUCGGAGCUGGUGUUUUCGACUCCUGUGGAUGAAGGACGUUUCCUCGCUGUCUGAAUGUUCUGGCCUGGAUUAAAGUUCAUGGUGAUGUUUCUCUAAAUUCAGCCUCAUUUUCAGCUCUGGCAGGAAUCAACAAUCUGGUUCUGCAUUAUGAAACAGACUGGAGAUCCAACGACAAUAUCUGCAUAUAUUUAUUUGAGUUUGUUUAGAUCGAAAUCAUGUCUUUUUAAUGAUUUAUAUUUGUAUGUUUGAGAUUUAUCUAUGCAGGGAUCCUACUGAUUAAAUUAUUGCGUAUGCGUCUGACUUUAACUGUUCUGCGUGUUAGGAGUAACUACGGCUGCUGUACACAGGUGAUAUUUAUUGAAGGAUUGAAUAGGAAUAUUUAUUUCAUAUGAAGUUUUAUUUUCUACAUGACUUUAGUGGAACUAUUUCAUCGCUGACAGCGACUACACUGCAAUUAUUUCUCUCUGAAUACAAAUAAAGAUUGUACGUGCCACUGUC